UCUGCGGCGCGAGGGCGCGCGCGUCCGGCUCGCCGAAAUUACCGUCACUACGACACGGAACCAAGAGCGGAGGGAAAAGAGCGCGCGAUAUAUAUAUAUAUAUAUACAUUAAACAUAUAUACACACAUAGUGUGCGGUUUCCGGUCCCGUUAACGCGCUCGGGGACGGAGGCAGAGCAGAGCGCGCGCGUAUGGGGUGUCGGAUACGGAGAGCGCCGCGUUGAUCCACGGGAUUGAAGCUCCGCCGCCGCGAGGAUGGAGAACAUCAGGACACCGAAGGUGGAGAACGUGCGUUUGAUUGACAGGCUGACUCCCCGGAGGUCCACCGUGGGAACGCUGUACCUGUCCUCCACACACACCAUCUUCGUGGAGAACUCGGACACACGCAAAGAGACGUGGCUCCUGCACAGUCUGAUCAGCAGUGUCGAUCGCCUCCCGGCCACGCCCACAGGAAGUCCCCUCAUCCUGCGCUGUAAGAACUUCCAAGUGUUUCAGUUCCUGUUGCCACUAGAGAGAGAGUGUGUGGACGUCCAGGAGUCGCUUACACACCUGUCCCGUCCAGAGCGUUAUGGAGAGCUCUUCUGCUUCUCUUACUUGCCCAGUGUGGGUAAAGAGGAGAGAGAGAAGGCCUGGAGUUUCCUGGAUCUGCGUGCCGAUUUUAUCCGGAUGGGAAUUCCCAGCAACCUCUGGCACAUCACUCCGGCCAACCACGAGUACAGAGUGUGUGACACGUACCCCUCGGAGCUGUUCGUGCCGAAGUCAGCGUCUCCCGCCGUAAUCGUGGGCAGCGCCAAAUUCAGGAGCCGAGGGCGACUUCCUGUUCUCUCCUACUUCCACAGGGACACCGGCGCCGCAGUGUGUCGCAGCAGUCAGCCUCUCUCCGGUUUCAGCACUCGUUCUCCGGAGGAUGAACAGAUGCUGCAGGCCAUCAUGAAGUCCAACCCCACCAGCGAGUACAUGUACGUGGCGGACACACGGCCGAAGCUGAAUGCGAUGGCCAAUCGGGCAGCGGGAAAAGGCUACGAGAACGAGGACCACUACACGAACAUCAGACUGCAGUUCAUCGGCAUCGAGAACAUCCACGUGAUGAGGAGCAGCCAGCAGAAACUCAUCGAGGUCGGGGAUCUCAGGUCUCCGUCGAUGGGGGACUUCCUGUGGGGUCUGGAGAACUCCAGUUGGCUCAAACACAUUAAAGCAGUGCUGGAUGCUGGAGUCUUCAUCGCCAAGGCCGUAGCAGAGGAAGGGGUGAGUGUGCUGGUACACUGCUCUGAUGGAUGGGAUCGUACGGCUCAGGCCUGCUCCGUGGCCAGUGUGCUCCUGGACCCGUACUACAGAACCAUUAAAGGAUUUAUGGUGCUGAUAGAGAAGGACUGGGUAUCGUUUGGACACAAGUUCUCACACAGGUACGCCUACCUGGAUGGAGACCCUAAGGAGGUGUCCCCUGUGAUGGACCAGUUCCUGGAGUGUGUUUGGCAGCUGAUGGAGCAGUUCCCCUGCGCCUUCGAGUUUAACGAGCGCUUCCUCCUGCAGCUGCACACACACGUCCACUCCUGCCAGUACGGCAACUUCAUCGGCAACAGCCAGAGAGAGCGCCGGGACCUGAGGAUACAGGAGCGGACUCACUCGCUGUGGCCUUGUCUUUGGGAGAAAAGAUCCGAGUUCAUAAAUCCUCUGUACAGAUCAGACCACAGUCAGACCCAGGGCGUGCUGAGACCCCUGACCACGCCCUACUGCUUCAAAUUCUGGAAAGGCAUGUACAGUUCCGCAGAAAGGGGCAGGGCCUCGCGUCAGUCACCUUCUGAUUGGCUGACCGCCGUGAAGGAGGAGUCGCAGCAGCUGGAGGAGGAGCUUAACACCCACGAGGAGAGACUCGCUCAGCUGGUGGAGAGCAAAACGAGAAGGCUGAAGAAGAACGGAGCGACUGAACGCACGUAUCGGACGCUGCUGAAAGAAACCGAGGUCGGCGACGCUCAGGAUUACUUCACCUGCAUAAGCCAAGGGACAGGAAGCCACGCCCCCUCAUUCACACUACCACUGAAGUCACCGACGACCCCCAAGGCCUGCGACGCUGACGAUCUUUCAGUCUGCAGCGACCUGGAGUCGGGCGUCGCCGACCUCAGCAGCCACGCCUCCAGCUCGUGCGACGAUGCGAAAGACCCACAUCUGGACGAGGCGGCGUACGAGGCGAGCGCUUGACCGGAAAAAAAUAAAUAAUACAUCGUAUAGCUGAUAACGGGACAGUCGUCAGAUUUCAGGAUACAAGGGGUGUUUAUUUCGUUUAUACAGAGCAACAAAACAAAACAUUUUAAUUUAUUUAUGUUAUUUUAAUAUGACUGUAAAUAUUUAUGAGCACAAAGACUUUCUGUGUGAUCGAUUUUAGACCAGACUAACCAUCAAAAACCAUCAAAAACCAUCAAAACCAGUGCAGAUCGUUUAAAUCGGGUGUUUAAUUAACACGUUAAUUAAAGAAACGCUUUAACGAUCAAUCAAGCGUACACAGUUGCUGAAGAUUAUGGAUUAGGAACCAUUACAGAUGUCCACUGGUUCCUACUGGGUUUCAGUGCGUUUCUGCUGGUCUGUAAUGGUUGUUUUUUUUUUUUUUUUACAAAUCGCAUGUGAAUUUGAUGUUUCUUGAUGGAAACCAUUAAGCCGGUUAACAUUAACUGGAAUAGAAACCAACAGAAAAUUUCCAAAUUCCAAAUAUAGUUUUGGGUUUUUGUUUUUUUUCUUUUCCAAAAAGGGAAAACGUGUCAGAAUCACGUCGAGUUAGGUUUCGCUAUGAGGCUAAUAUAGCUAAACUCAUCACACACAGCUAACGCGUAGCGUUCUUUCACAUUUGCGUAAACGUAUUUAUUCAGCGGUGUCAUACAGACGUGCUGAAGCGG
Molecule: messenger RNA, 2884 nt
Organism: Ictalurus furcatus (blue catfish)
Lineage: Eukaryota; Metazoa; Chordata; Actinopteri; Siluriformes; Ictaluridae
Gene: mtmr7b
Product: myotubularin related protein 7b
Exons: 14
Coding region: 255-2195 (646 amino acids)
Biological process (GO): dephosphorylation
Molecular function (GO): phosphatase activity
Source: RefSeq, a predicted model, not a curated record